Molecule: messenger RNA, 7223 nt
Organism: Mobula hypostoma (lesser devil ray)
Lineage: Eukaryota; Metazoa; Chordata; Chondrichthyes; Myliobatiformes; Myliobatidae
Gene: gap43
Product: growth associated protein 43
Exons: 3
Coding region: 159-878 (239 amino acids)
Biological process (GO): regulation of growth
Molecular function (GO): protein binding
Source: RefSeq, a predicted model, not a curated record
GUAGGAGAGUAUCAGCAGCAUUUGACUGUGCAGCUGUCGGCAGUGCCUGUGUGUACAAGAGAGACAGAGAGAGGGAGUGAGAGACAGGAAGAGAGGGAGUGAGAGAGCAGCAAGAAAGAGAAUAGGAAGGGAGAGGAAAAGAAAGGGAUACAGGCAUCAUGUUGUGCUGCAUUAGAAGAACUAAACAGGCUGAGAAGAAUGAUGAAGCUAAUGCGAAAGCUGACCAAGAGACUACCAAACCAGAAGACAAGGCCCAUAAGGCUGCCACCAAAAUCCAGGCUAGCUUCCGUGGCCACAUAACACGGAAAAAGCUGAAGGGGGAGAAGAAAGGCGAAGCAGCUGCGGCGACAAAAGCAGAAGGUGGAGAGAAAAAGGAAGACUCUAAAGUAACAGAAGCCACUAAGGAGCAAGAGGAAACAGCGACAGAGCCAGCUGCAUCUGAUUCGAAAGGGAAGACAGAGGAAGCGGAAAAGGCAGCAAGCAAUCCUGAAGCAGCCGCCCCCUCGGAUGCUGACAAGGCAUCAGAGGUAAAGGAGGCUCCUACGGAAAACUCGGAGAAGGCAACACCAGCUGCAACAGAUGGAAAACCUGUGAACGCUGAGAAGGAUGCUGAGGAGACAGGAAGUGGUGGUGCAAGUACUGCCACUGAAAGUACCCCAUCUUCAAACGCCACUUCCAGCCAGGAAAAGGAGAAGAAACAAGCCGAGGUGCCUGCCGCUGAUGCCAGUGAAGCAGCAACAAAGGCCCAGGCUGAGACAGCUGCCAGCAACACAGCACCAGAGAAAACAGAUUCCGCAGAUGAAAGUAAACCUUCUGAAAGUGCCCAAACUGAAGAAGUUAAAGGAGAUGAAAAGAAGCCCACCGAGGAAAAUGCCUGAAGGUGCAAAGUCCCCAGCCCCAACUACUCUCUCCCCUUUGAUGUGUGGACCAUUCCCCGUAUGGCUAAAGGCGGGAAAGUUUUCCAGUCAAACAGUGUGGCUUAAUUUAAAUGUUCUUGGUGUUGUUCUGGCAGUUUGAUGACCAUCAUUUGGAAUUUUUGCACUGUACAAAAUUUCUCUGGCUCUCUGUUUCACUGUAUGCAAUGUUACUUUAAGAAGUAAAAAUGUAAGUGAAAAUGGUAUCCUUUUAAAUGUGAUUGGAAUGAAUAUCCAUUUGUUUUAAGAAUAAAGCAAAGUGCCAAUUAUUGGUGGGUAAGGCCUCAUUCUGAUCCUAACUUUGAGGUUGUUUUUUAUCUUAAUCUCCAUUUAAUUUAUCAAAUAAUAUUUAAUUGCAAUUAAACUAAUUUAAUGUGAUUUUAGUUUAUCCAACAAUUCAUGAAUAUUUGAAGAUUAUGUCACUGCCCCAUAACAUACACAAAUGUCCUGUUGACAUACGUUUGUUGCAUGAUCUUUGGCAGAAUUACAUUACGCAAUAGGGAGAGAAAUGCAUUGAUUAUUUAAUUGCUAUUCAAUAGUAGCCUGCAGAUAUAAAAUGUUGUGAUCAGCUGAUUUCUAUAUUCCUCUUUCUUUGGUGUUUUCUGUGCUGCCCUGCAAUUUGCUGCAAUACUGUUUCAUCAGAACAUCUUGAUGGCUGCCCUAUGCUAUUCAGCUGUAAACUAGAAAAACUAUACAUAAUAAAGUCUGCUAUUUUGCCUUUUCACGUUAAGUACGAGAAAAAUUCUCAGAAUUUAGGAAAGACCCAUUUAGAUUUUAUGUAAGCAGCUAAAACAGGGGAAAGGAAGAGCUAACAGGACAGGACAGAAUUCAAAGGUAUUGGAUUGUUUGACCAUUAUGUAUCAUUGUAAUUAACACAUUUAGGAAUUAUUGCAUGGAUUGUAGCUCAUUUUACAAAAACGUACUGCCUCUGUGCAUCAAACAACUCAGUCAAAUGGUAUAUGACUCUAGAGAAAGAAGGGAUCCAUUAAAAAUAAGGCAAAAAUCUAUUGUGUAAUACUCAAAUUCAAUUAUAUGAAAGUACUAUCCUUUGUCCUUAGAUCAUCAACGGUUCCUGGAUUGGUUUCCAAUUCCAGUUCUUCAAUUCACUAUACAUUCAAGAAGAUGUUAAUUUCUUUCCCAUCAGGGUUCACUAGCACAGAAACUGUCUCCAGUAAUAUAUUGCGGGGAAAUUGAUUCACAUCACUGCCUUACCUACUGGUCCUUGCACCAUUCCAAAGGCCCAUCGAUCAUGCCAUGCAGCAUGUAGAAAGAAUUAGCAUGAAUAUUAACCUAGGAUGGGGGAAGCAAGGGAGCAAGAAUAAGUUUAUUCAUCUGCUGGAAUCUGUGAGGAGUCAAUGCAAGAACUAAAGUCAUGUCAGUGUUCAAAAGGAAGUGAGACACAAGCUUACUUUGUUUGACUUGACAGAACAGCAAACCUGUAACUCACAAAUCAUCCCCAUCUACAGAUUAGAACUCCACCUUCAAAUAUCUAGAGGAAUGUUACUAGCAGAUAGGCCUCUGGGCAUUUCUACCACUAGACUAUUAUAACACUUCUAGUAAUAUUUAUUAAAUUGCAGUCAUUAGUUGGACAUAUCUUCACUAGAGCUUUUUUUUCAUUCUCAAUUACAUUAUUUUCUGCUUUAAAUGUUGUCCAGUACAGAGAAUUCUGGACAAUUUGAAACAUUUUGCUUAUUUUUGCUGGAAUGCCUCAGUUGCUAUUAUAUUGAAGAGAUUUCAUCCAAAAUGUUGUGUUAGUAUUAGUAGCACAUUCUGAGAAUGUAAUAAAACAGUGAUGCAUGUCGCACGGUAGAACACCAUUGUUUGUACACAUGUAUUAUAUUCUCCCUGCUUACUGAACAACACCAUUGAAAGAUUUCUUUCAUUAUAGUACUCUUAAGGCAAUAACCUGGCAUUGAAAAGUAACCAUUACUGGAGAAACACAAGUUCUAUACCGAAUAAUUAAGCAAAAUCAAAUUCCCAAAUAUAAAAACUGAUUUCUUAAGGAUUUAAUUUGUUACAUCUCUUCACAAGCAUAUUCAAUUAUUAUAUAUUGAUUACGUUCAAAAAUAAAAUGAUUUCCCAGUUUUAAGUUAAUAAACUUACUCAAUGUUACAGCAUAUCUGUGAUACCUUCACGUGCAAAUGUAACAGUGAUUUGACUGGUUUCAGUUUAAAAAUAUAAAAUAGAUGUUUAUGAUUGAAGUACAGCGAUACAUUUUAGUGAGGAGUAUGUAAAAUAACAAUUAUUUUUGGCUAGGUCUUGCAUGCAGAAUUUAAGAUUCUAAAAUUCACUCAAAUUACCAUUUCAAUUUAAAAAGAACAUCUUUAUAUUUGUGCCUCUCCACUUCACUAAAGUAAGCCCAAUUCUGUACAAUGAUUUGUCAGCUGCCUUCAAUGAAACCUCAAAUUAUGGAAAAGAGUAACAUAGGAAGAUAUCAGGUCACCAUAACAACAUAUUACUAAAAUUACCUCUGUAGAAAUGAUGAAAAUAAAAAUUCUUCCCUUCAUACAUUUCAAAAUACUUAUGUGUUCCUUGCUGAAUAACACUGUCAAUUGAUUACACAAUGGGCAAUACCAUCAAUGUGCAAAUCUGGAUUUUUUUAUUUUUAAAAUGAAAAUUAUAUGGAGCUCAAUGGAUUCAUUGUUCAUUAGUUUGCAAUAAUACUAAGAAAGUUUUAAGUUCUUAAAGUAUUAAAUAGUCAGGAAUGAGCAAUUCAUUUAAACUCAUAGCUUUCUAUUACUAUUUAACCAAAGCCACUCAGUUCAUUUAAAACACAUGAUGAAACAUGAGAAUCUUAUAAUUGAUCACUUUUGCUAACAUUUCUUUUGUGUGAUUUUAAUUAUAAUGAUUUAAAAGGCAAGGUAAAGCACCUUAUUUAAAUACAAAAGAAAUAAAGUGGUUUUCUUUAUUGAUUGGCACUAUUCAAUCCAGAAAAAUAUUUUUAUUGAAACUCAUACCCAUUCGUUUCUACUGAUAUUUUGUUUUGCUCACUGAUAACAAUAUCCACUGAUUUUGAAAAUAUAUAAACUGAAACAUUCACUUACUUGUAUGGUAUAUAGCUUCAAACAUUUCUAAAUAGUUAGAUUCUUUAUAUCUAAAUGUUUGUUCAUUAGAGAUCACAACCAAGGAGAAUGAUGAUACAAUUCAUAGAAAGUUUUGUCACUUGGCUUUCUACCAAGAUUAUCAACCAUUUUCUAUAAAUUCUGUGUAGUUCAAUGCAAAUUAGGUGAACGAAACACCUCACUCCACAGAAUGAACACAGCAAGGUGCAAGUGCUAAACUCAUUUACUGAGUACAACAAAAUGCCAAUAUAUUUUUGUUUUGGAAACCAGGUGAGAGAAAAGGUAAUAUCUGCGGGGGGCUUCACAAAGAAUUGAAAGAAAAUGAUUUUUUUUAAACCCAGGGCUGAAUAUGCAAAUAUGUGCAACUCGUGAUGAUCGUAAAUGAAGCAUAGUUGAUGUGAAUUUCUAACCUGGAUUCACGAAAAUUCUUUAACUGUUCCCACUUGAGCUUUGCACUCUGACUUUUCACCUCUACUGGUGGAAAAAAACACAUUUUUUGUAAAAUACCAAAAAAACCCUGAUUUCUUAACCUAAUUAAUCAUAAUAAAUUGAAACCUCAGUGCUGGAAAAUGUUUUUGUCCAGUUUCCUCCUUAGAUAAAGGCCAUUUAACGUAAAAUUAUGAGACAGUUAAGGAAUGUUUAAAAACUUUUUAGCACUAGACUCCAGAAUCAUAUUAUCUAUGAUGCACUUUGGCAACUAAUAGCUACUAUCUGAUAUUCUUCUUGAUUUUCUAGUGAGUUUCCCUUUUGGGAUAUACCUGUAUGUUGAUAUCAUAAAAAUGUACAAUUCUCAUCUGUUACAGAUCUAUUUGUUAUUUUAUGGGAAAAAUAGAACAUUAAUAAUUCCCGGAUCCAAAUACUCAUUGUCCUCUACAUCAUCUGUGAUGGUGUGCCAUGAAUACAACCAAAGGUAUUGAUAUUUAACCCAAGUGCAUAAUUUUACUUCUCUGGUGUUAUUAGACUGUCAGUUUGAAUGCCCAAUCUCUUAGAAAGAUUUCCACUUUUCAAUAAUUGGUUAUUGUGCUUACACCUAAACAUGGCAAUACUUGUCACUGCUAUUUUGAAAGUUCUUGAAAGUUCUUUGAAAACUCUGGAGUGAAGAGAAUGGCUAUAGAAGCCAACAAGGGAAUACUAAACAUCUAAGCUUCUGUAAGAGAGGGAGCGGGAACAUAAAAGGGCUUGGAGACAAUUCAGUCUACUUCUCUUGGCUUGAUUACCUAAGCAUAUUGUGAAAACUUUGUGAAUCUCGGCACAAAAAAGAUCCUUUAGUAUAUUGGCAAGCUCACUGUAUCUCUGUAUGUAGGCAGACAACACUAAAUUGGCAUAUCUGGUUAGUACAUACAUAUCACAAAUGUUUUGGCUGUGGGUAUUACUUGUACUUUCAUAUGUGUUACACCUCUAGUUUUGUUUUCCUGGGGUAAAUAAUGCCAACUGCUUACUGUUAUUCAGCCUUGUAAUUGCCUCAGAGAGAAUGGUUGCAACAUCAGAAAUUAACAGACUUUUGCUUGGUUAUUCUACAAGGUCACUGGCUGAAGUCUACUAUUCAUAAAUUGCAGUUAAUAGGGGAAUGAAUGAACCAGAAUUUCUGCCAAUUUUAAUAAUGAUUCUUGCCCAAAAGUAAACACAAGGAAUGCAUACUGGUACAGUGUGAUUUCAUAGGUCACACGAAACAAUUACUUGGUUAUUUAAAAUGUUUUUAACCUACUGUUUUUAAGAUGAACACAAAACAAAACGCAGGAAACAUUUAAUAUUGUUCUUGAAGUGAUUUUUUAUAAUGCUGUAUCAAUAUAGUCCUAUUUAUUAAUGUAAGUAUGUAAUGCCUUGCCGUUUGAAUAGACCUCAAGCUUUUUGCCAUACCAGAAAUUACUGCGUUUAGUAUCUUCUUAGAUAACCGUUACAGAGAUAGCAAGAACUAAAUACAGAAAAAAAAAACAUAACUACAGGUCACCUUCCAAUUUUAGCCAGGCAGUCUCUUAAACUGUACCAAAACUGAAUCAUGGUUAGGUGACGAGAAGUGAGUUUACUUUGUCUCACAUAUAUUUCUAAUAGUUUUAGUGGCAAUUUGCAAGUUUACUCAUCAAAACAAAGAGGACCAUUAUAGCUGCAACAAUAUGCAGUCAUUAAUCAUUUUAGUAACUGCUUAAUAAAGGUUUCACACACAUCUGGAUAUGUGGCAGAAGUAGUAGGAUUGGUGAAACAGGCCACUGAAUGCAGGCAACUGUAUAAUUGCUUGGUGGGGGAGACAAAUUUUAAAAUGUGGUCACAAUUCAACUCUAUUUGAAGGGAGCUUAGAACUCUUGAUCUCCUUUUUUUAUAAAAGAAAACUAAGUUAAGGAAGAGUUCAGAUUCUGUAUGCAUGCUGGUCAUAGGUUUCAAAUUGCACCAAUAUUGUAUUUGCUGAAGCUGUACUUUUGACUUGGACCUAAUUGAUGCUUAGGCUAAAAAGUUUUUAAAAAGGCUGUGUGUAUAUUUCCAACUGCAUUGCCACGAAAUGAAACUCUAGCAGACAAUAGAUCUGUUGGUCGUGCAAUUGUUAUGGAUAAUUUCUCAAUAUGUUGCCUCCUUAUGCAUAAAAUAGAUCAAAUGUAAUUAUCUUACAGAUGAACGCCGUCAUUAGCCACCUUUUAUGUCAUGUAGGCCAUUUUACCAUUGUAUCAGUGAUAAUCGUGUAAUUUAGAGUGUGUUUAUAUUGUAUGAGCACCCUUACAAGUUGGUAUGUUGAAUCCACAGUAUAGUGCCAAUUAGGCUUUAAGGACAUGCACAAAGUACAGAAAAUAUAAUUUAAGACAAUAAUAAAAUGAGGCCCGCAGUGUCCUUUUGGCAUAUCCAAUUGAAUACCAAUGUUACCAUGCUUAAGUACAAGUCUCAGACACUGUAUAACUAUGUUUUAUGAAUUAACCAUCCUCAGAGCACAAGAGUUUGUAGUUGGAAGCAUACAUUUCUUUCAGCCUUAGUGAAUUUUUUGAUUGCCUUCCUGCCUACUUGAUUGGCCACUGCCUUACGCAAUCCUGAUCUACUUGCUUGGUGCUGUUGAGUCCUUUGUGAUGUUCUGUAGUGCUUGAUUGCUGGUAUUUUUGUACUGGUAAAUUAUUUUUACUCAGCAGUAAUGAUAUUCUGAAUUUGUGAGUGUGUGUAAUUGGUGUGGCAUCUAAGAUGGCUGAUGCAGAAUGUGGCCUGCCUUUUUUUCACAAAACGUUAGAGAGACAGUGGGGAGAAUGAAAAAUAAAAGUCACCAGUCUUCACAAUA